UGGGGGUGGGGGUGGCACUCGCAUCUUCCGCAGUCACGGAACGGCUCCUUCUCCCUGCCCUUUCCCGAUCUCAAGGAGUAUUACAAGUACUAUAAGUAAUAACAGCAGGAAGGGAUAAUAGAGAGGUGAUCCAAACCAAUCAUCUCCUCCAUUGAUGAAUGAUAAGCUGGGGCUUGCCCAAGGCUACCCCGCUAUAACACAAAGUCCAGUGUACAGGGCUCAGGAUAGAUCGGAAUGGUGAGAAACCCUCAGUUAGGACACCUCUAGUACCUACCCACUUGACAGGCUCCUUCUAAGGACCAAAUGAGAAAACCGCCAGGGACCGAGGGCAGACUCGCACCAAGGCCGAGAAAGUUCGUCCCCCUACAGUGCCUGUGCCCCAGGUAGAAAUUGUACCUGGCCGCCUGAAUGAAGCUGAAUGGAUUGCGCUUGUGAGCAUUGAAGAGGGUGAAGAUGUGGUAGGGGAUAUCUUGGCUGAACUGCUGGCCCGCGUGAUGGAUGCUGCCUUCAAGAUCUAUCUGACUCAGCAGUGCAUCCCAUUCACCAUCAGCCAGGCCCGAGAGGCCAUGCUGCAGAUCACUGAGUGGCGAUUCCUUGCAAGGGAUGAGGGUGAGACAGAUGUGGCCGAAGACCCUACAUGGGGGGAGGAUGAGGAGCCUAGGGCCAGCACCACAGACACCUGGGCUCAAGGCUCUGUGCCUGUACUGCAUGCACCUUCCCCUCCUAUUCCCCCUGGACUCGAACCCAUCUCCCAACCUGAGGGCACUGAGUGUUCGGAACAGCUCCCCUUGCAUCAGAAGACUUGGAUCUCAUGUUCUGAGGAGCAGAGCUUAUCUUUCUGGGAACCUCUUGAGUUGGGGCCCACCCCAGGUCCCCCCCCAACACCAGAACUCUCUUCACAGAGCCCCCAACACUUUGUCUUACCCCACCCUUGUCUAGAUUCAGCUCCUAAUAGUUAUCCCUGUCUUUCCAUGUGGGAGAGUUCCCAGAUUUCUUUAGAAACAUCCAGCCCAAUGAGUCCACAUCCUUCUCUAGAUAUGUACUUAUGGGGAAGUUCUCAGGCACCUCUAACUUCACAGCCCACUUAUGUUCGAUCUCCUCAACCGACCCCUCGAUCCUCUUUCCAUCCACAGGGGGGUGGGGACACCCAAGACCAAAUGGAGGAGGCAGAUUUACCUUCCCCCUACUAUCUAUCUGUUCCUCUCCCACCAUUCCUGGCUAGUCCUCCCUGGGGCCUCCCUAAAUCCCGGCCUCUUCCAGCUCAGGUACCUUCACUAAGCCCCACUUUGUUACCUGCUGCCUCAGCCAAGUUCAUGCGCUUACAGCUGGGACGGUCAUACCUAGCACCCGGUCUGGUGUAUGAUAAAAUGGGACAAAUCAUAGCCAUGGAUCCACUGGAUCCUACCCAUCUUCCCCAGCACCAAAUUCAACCCCUGGCCAAAGUUGUGGUCCCUGAUGCAGAGGUCCACCCACUGGAGUCCUACAAGGAACAAAGGAAGCAUGUAAAGUAUGGGAAAAAGCUCAAUUUUAAGCUGCCUGCCCACCGCCGCCCCAUUCCCAACUUCCAUCGUGGUUUCCAUUUCCCUAGCCCAGGCCUUCCCUUCCUAACCCCUGUCUUAGAACUCCAGAGCCGGCACUUCACUCCAAAGCAGUGGUCUAAUAUCCAAUGGCCUAGUGGGUUGGAGAGGAAAACAGAUCUAUUGCAGAUGCAGCCAGUGGGUUCAAGUCUGAUGUCAACGAUGGAGUCAGGAAAAAGGCCAAGUCCUGACCUGAGUACACUUCCUCACCAUGGUACAAGAGUCCUUGAGGCCACCUCCCAGCUGAUGUGGAAACCUUCAUCCCUACUGGACACAAUGAAGCUGAUGCCUAAUGUGAGCCUCUGGAAUCCAAGCAAAAACACUCAUCGAAGUGGUUUUAUUCCUUCCCACAGAGAGAGAGAAAAAACCCUUGGUCCACUGUCUGAGGAACCUUCUGAGCAGCGACCUAUCCAGACCCAUGCACUUAACCCUCAGGUCACUGUGGCUCAAUUGCUGAAGGGCUCCCCACCCAAAGUUCGGGCCCUUCCCUCUCAGGAGGCCCUCAACACCACCUUCCCUGAGGAAGCCUGAAUGAAGGUCCUAUGUGACAUUCCAACCCCAUCCAACAAUAUCCUGGCACCCAAAUCCCCCUUUGUUUGCCUCCCAACAAUAAAUACUUGUAGGGCCCUAGAUUUUAGGCUAAUAUAUCCCUGCCCAUUAAUUUAUAUAAUUAGUCCAAAAGAGGGUCACCCUUUCAUGUCCAAAGGCCCUCUAACAAGGACAUUUCCCCCACUUCCUGACUUUAGGCAUCCUCCAUUCAGAUGGAGGAGACAUACCCUCCCUUCCAAGGACCCUUUAAUAGACAUAGAGUCUCUUCUCAAAGAGACAGGGAAUAUCCCAAAUUGGGAUAUGUAGAGAGUAUACUAGAAAUCUUGGGUCCAGAUGUAAAUAUCAACAGGUAUGGUAUUGUCAGAGAUUAAGGAUUCUUUUGAAAUCAUUCCACCACACAAUGUGCUAGUCUGGUGGGCUGUGAAAUGACGACAGAUUCUGAAGAAGGAGACACCCAUCACUAUUGUUACAUACAACCAUGAGGAUUCUGAAGAACAAGAGGAGAAAUGCUCACACUUCUAGAGAACUCCCAGACUAAAUUAGAGACACCCCUACCUUUGGGGAAACUCUUGUUUUGACAAAGAAUCAAAGACUUUGUCGGAAAAUACCUCAGAGGCCAUCCAAACAAGUCUAUCAAAACAAGAGUCCUCUUAAACUCUAUUAGGGGAAGUUAAAGUAUUCAUCCUUUAUUUGCAGACCUGUAUGGAAAAGAAAAUCCAACUGACUCGUUCCACUUUGUAAUCUGAGCAAUGUUAAGAACUUUUUCUUCACAGGAAGCCAAAAUCUUCCAAUGUGAUUUUUACUUGUUGGUUUGUAGUACUAUCCUUUGAAGUCAAGGACAAGUCAAUUGCCUCUUCUACAUUGGAAGUCUUUCAAAAUGAUAUAGUCUAUUUCCAUCAGUUUUAUUCCUUAUAUAGUAUGAAUGUUACCAUUCUGGGUUGUCUAGUUCUAGAUACAUUCUAGUUUGAGAAUAUGUUUUCUAAUGUGCAGACCUAGAAUGGACUUCAAACAUGGUCUGACCAAGGCAAGUAGACUCUCACUAUAUCUAUUCUUGAUAAAUCAACUGUGUCUGACAACAUAUAUGGAGAGGAACUAAGUAAUUUUGUCAUCUUUUCUCCAAUAGUGCUGUAAUUUUUUUUUUCCAUUCAGCUUUAGGAAAUUCCCAACUAUUAAAUUUCCUCUUAAUGGAUUUGUUCCAUCAUUCUAGUUGUGGAGAUCUUUUUUGGAUUUAGAUUUGGACAUCAAAUUUAUUAUAUCCUCCCUUCUGACCUUUGUAUUGUCUAUAAAUUUGAUCAGCACAGUGCCUUGUAUAUAAUAAAUGCUUAAUAUCUGUCAAAUUUAUAUCAUAAUCUAAAACAGUGAUAAUAUUAUACAACACAGGGUCAAAUACAGUUCUCUAGAGCAUUUCACUAAAAGUCCUCGACAAGUUGACAGCCUAUCAGUGAUUGCAUUUUGGGCCCAAUCAUUUAGCCAGUUCUGAAAACCCCAUGUACUAUAAGGAGCCUAUCACACCUCUUAAUUUUGUUGCCAGAAUAGCAUAAUAUGCUUUGCUGAAAUCAAGCAUAGAAAAUCUAAAGCAUUUCCCUGAUCCACUUGUCAGGAAAAGAAAAUUACUUUAGUCUGGCAAGUCCUCUUCAUUAUUAUUGCUUCCUUUUAUAGAUGUUCGCCACAUACCAUCAUUCCUUUAAUAACCCAAAUCAAUCUCACUUAUAAUUUGCUGAUUUUAAUCUUUUCCUCCUCCCACUCCUUUUGCAGUGUGCUUUUUAUUUUUUAUUUUGUACAGUUUUCUAUUAUUUUAAAGUAUUUUUCCAUGGUUCCAUGAUUCAUGUUCUUUUCCCUCCCCUCUCCCCUUCCCACUCCUGGAGAUGACAAAUAAUUCCCCUGUGUUAUACAUAUAUUAUCACUCAAUACCUAUUUCCACAUUAAUCAUUUAAGUAAUAGAGUAAUCUUUUAAAACCUAAACCCCAAAUCAUAUACCCAUAUAAACAAGUGAUAGAUACAUCAUAUGUUUUUCUUCUGUGUUUCUACUCCCUCAGUUCUUUCUUUGGAUGUGGAUAGCGUUCUUUCUCAUAAGUCCCUUGGGAUUGUCCUAGAUCACUGCAUUGCUGCUAGUAGAGAAGUCCAUUACAUUUGACUGUACCACAGUGUAUCAGUCUCUGUGUAUAAUGUUCUCUUGGUUCUGCUCAUUUGGCUCCACAUAAGUUCAUGGAGGUUCCUCCAGUUCAUAUAGAAAUCAAGCAGUUCAUCAUUCCUUAUAGCACAAUAGUAUUCCAUGACCAUCAUAUACCACAAUUUGUUCAGUCAUUCCCCAAUUAAGGUAUAACCCUUCAUUUUCCAACAUUUUUGCCACCACAAAAAGUAUAGCUAUAAAUAUUUUUGUACAACGAUUUUUAAUUAUCUCUUUGGGGUACAGACCUAGUAGUGGUAUUGCUGGAUUAAAGGACAGACAUUCUUUUAAAGUCCUUUGGGCAUAAUUUCAAAUUACCUUCCAUAAUGGUGGGAUCAAUUCCAAACUCCACCAGUAGUGGUAUUGCUGGAUCAAAGAGCAUACCAUCUUUUAAAGCCCUUUGUAGUGCCUUUUUAUUGAGAUUAGUGAGGCUCAGUUAUAACAAUAUAUAUAAAGACAAACUUUAAAGCUGCAUAUAAAUGUCCAUCAUUGGUUUUUCUGAAAUCUUGCAAUACUUCCAUUUCCAAAAUCAAUUUUCAUUGAUUUUAGCUGAGCAAUCACAUCUACCAAAUACAUUUUCUUAGCCACAUGAUUGGAACUUAUUUGGGGAACUUGCUGCUCUCUUCCUAUCUAAUGGGACAGUUGUUCUCAGAGCUAGGAAGACCUGGGUUUCCAAGUCCUCCUGACACACACUAUUUGUAUGAUGCUGUGCAAAUCACUUCUUCCUUCAGUGUUCUAGUCAAUUCUCAAAGCCUACAAAUUGCUUUAAGGGUGCUGACUUUUAUUGAAAGGGUUCCCUCACCUAAGAGCCUCCUAUGCUAAUUAAAUCGCUGGUCCACUGCAGUCCUUAACCUUUCAUUUCUCUUGAUAGUUCUUGGCAAAGAAAAGAGAAGCAAAACAACUUGUUCUGCCGUCUCUCCACUAUCCAUUAUCAUUGUUUGAUCUACCCUGCAAUGUUCCUAUCUCUUCUCCUACUCUUUUCUUCAAUAUAAAAUCCUUUUCCCUUAUUAACUUUCCUCACCAACUUUAGCUCUUUCUGAGUUUUAGGAAUCCUAAGAGAAUUCUUAAAAGAAUGUAUCCUGCUUUUAUGUUAUCUUUCUUUACCUUCAUUUUCUUUACAUAUAUCUUGAAAAAUCUGAUUUGUACUUUAAGUUAUUUUGUAUGCAGCACUGAUAUCUUUAGAGAACUCCUUUUCCUCCUCAAGAAAUGUUUCAUGUUCUGAUUUCAUUGUUGGAGUGAACUGACCCACCCUCCAUCUGAUUUUCCCUAAAAGUUUUAAGUCCAUGUGACUCAAGUCAUCUUUUCUUUUUUAAAAAAUUCAAUUAUAUUUCCCUUCCAGUUACAAAUUCAGCCACUGAGAAGUCAAGAAAAACAAAAUCCAUUGCAAAUAUGUAUAGUCAGACAAAACAAAUUAUCACCUAAUCAUGCAGAAAGAAAAAGGAAAAAUAAGUAUUUUAAUUCUGAGUAUCUCUGUCUGAAGGUGGGUAGCAUGUUUCAUCAUGAGUCCUUUGGAUUUGUGUUAUUCAGAAUUACUAAAGUUGAUUAUCUUUAUGAUGUUGUUAUUGUAUACAUUGUUUUCCUUGUUCUUGUCACUCCAUUUUGCAUAAACUCAUAUAUCUUCUUAGGUUUCUCGGAAAUCAUCUCCAUCAUUUCUAACAGCAUAAUAUUAUUCCAUCAUAUAUAAAUGACUCAUUCUUUCCCAAUUGUUGGGUACCCCCACAACCUCCAAUUCUUUGUUAUCACAAAAAGAACUGCUGUAAAUAUUUCUAUACCAAUAGAUCCUUUUCCUCUUUAUUUGAUUUUUUUCCUGUGGUAUAGACCCAGGAGUGGUAUUGGGUCAAAGGUACAGCUGAAUAGCUUUUGGAGUAUAAUUCCAAAUUGCUUUCUGGAAUGGUUAGAUUGGUCUAACCUGUCUUUUCUCUGAAUCCUUUGAUAACUGCUUUUGAAAAUCUUGUACUGCAUCUCAAGGUACAUGGCUUUCUUCUCUACAUUCUCCAUUUCUAUUUUAGUCACUAGUUUCUUUUGGGGGAGAUUAUAAAUUCGUUCACUGCUUCCAUAUUUGGAGAGGGAAAUUACCAUCAAGACAAACCAAGAAAUUUUUUGUUGCUCUGCUUUUGGCAGAAAAAGCAUUUCAGAUAUCCUAUGCCACUAUGUUGAAUUCAUCUUCCUUUAUCUGUCCUUGCUUGAGAAGCAACAACUGUGGGACUCCAGGCAUGUGAUCUGCAUUAGUGUAGGGAAUCUCAAUGUGUAAAUUCCCUUUACCCAAUCAUAUCAGCAAUUAGGCAAAUCCAUAACUUGAAGUCUUAAAAAAUGGCCUGUGGCCAUUGAGAAGGUAAGUGACUUCUGGUCAUAUAGCUAAUAUCUACCAGUGGUAGUGCUUGAUCCUAGGUCUCCCUGACUCAUAAGACCAACAGCCUAUCUAUGUUGUCAUCUUCUCUGCAAGAGAAUUAUUUGACAUUAUUGGACCUCCACCUGUACUCCUUUGGCUCAAGUGUUGCCUUAGUUUUAGGUGAUAUACUGUUAUAGAUAAAAGAGUGGUUGCCUUAAACUGUGACUGUGAAAAUAUGUUUUCAAAACUUUGAAAAUUACCAAAACUAUAAAGAUAAUUUUUAGUGUCUUGAUUUUAUACCAAAGUGGUCGCCAUGGGAAAAAUUCCCCAAUAUGAAAUAUACCCAAUUCAGCUGGGUUUUAUGGAGAUUUUAAUUAAUACAUAUAAGGAAUUCAUGAAAGGGAGAGAGAGAGUAAGAGGAAAUAAUGACAAAGGGCUAGGCCAGCCUAGGCCAGCCUAGGCUUAAGCCUUAAGAGAGAGAUCAGUCAGUUUUUAAACCACUCACCACAAGAUUUGUCCCAAGCAAGAUUCUAGUUUUCAGAGAGACCCACCAGUUCAGCUCCUCAGCUCAACUAAGUUCAGCCACCGAGCCCUUCAAUUCAGCUUUGGGAAGCUGAACUUUCAGCUUCUAAGGCUUCCAUUCAGAGGCCUUCUGGCCUCCUUUUAAAGAGAAUUUUCACCUCCCCUAAAUUUUCACCUCUACUAAUCACAAUAGACGUUUUCACAAGACUGACUAUUCUGAAUUUCACACCUGAAUAGACUAAACUUUUGAGUAAUUCACACCUGAGUAGAAGACUAAAACUUCACACCUCUUUUGUUAAGCUUGUCCCUUGCAAGUUUGCAACUUGCCUGACCUUCAUAGGUACUUAGCACCUUUUUGUAUUAGAUCUAAAAAUAGACCCAGCUUAAGUUUUUUUAGCUUUACUUUAAGUAUGGGUUAAAUACUUUUCAUUGUUCAGUAAAGAGUUUACAACUUUAUCUUUCCCUAAAGUAUGCUUAAGUAUGGGUGGAGUAGAGUUCUCACAUUCCUGAUCAAGUACCUUCAUUGUUUAAAAUGGGGAAUGGUCUUAACCAAAUCUUCUGAAGUAGGGUCUGAGAAUUUUUAAGAUUCACAAUACCCAAGUGGUGAAGUGGAUAGAGUUCAGCUUAUGGAUUGAGGAAACUUGAUUUUGAAUGUGAUAGCUUCAGAAACUAGAGGCAUAACUCUAAGUAAGGCAUCUGACUUCUCUAUGCCUUGGUUUCUUUCUCUACAAAAUGGAGAGAGCACCUCGUCAGGUUUCGGGGACGAUCAAAUAAGUAUGUUUAAGGUGCUCUAUGAAUGUGAGCUCCUAUGAAUGUGAGCUAUUAGCCAUCCCAUAGUUGGUUGCCAUGUACGUUUUUCCUUCAAGAGAAUUUAAUAUCUGAGUUGGACACCAGGUGGUGCUCUAGUGGAGCCGACGGCCCAGUGAGCUUGUGUGUUGCUUAUGCGGAAGUCUUCCUAAAGGCUGUUGUAUCCCUGUUUGCCACCAGGUGGUGGUCAGCCUGCAAAUGCCAAGACUGGUCUCCCCACUGCUCCAGCAGUGCUUGGCAGGCAAAGCUAAGCAAUUUGAAUCAACAUUGGCUCACUAUACCCAAAAUCAAUCUAGAGAAUGAAAUGAAGUAACUGCAUAAAACAUGAAAAUAGGAAAAUUGCAGUCUGAAAUUAAUUUGUAAUGCCUGCCCCUCCCCUUCCUGCCCCUACUUCAUCCGGCCUCUCCCCUCAGUAGUCAGGCCCUGAUACUUAACCCUGUUAUGAUUUCAUCAUUUCUUGUAUAUAAAUGGAAAGAAAACAAAUGAACCCUUCAUAUAAAGGCAUCCACCUCUAGCCAUUUCCUAACCUAUCCCCUGCCAAAUCUUUAGAUGUGGCAGAGAGGACAUAUGUCUGAGACUCAUGGAGAAGGAAAAGGGGAAGGAGCUACCCCAACUCACUUUUAGGAUCAUAGACUAGAAAAAGGGAGAAGGAAGAAGGGAAAAGAUAAAUCAAUCUCUUUUAUAGCUUUUCAGCCAAAUGAGAUUCACAGAAACUUGUCAUUUUAGCAGUUUAGGAUCUUCUUUCCCUGAGGACAACAUUAGUCUCCCUCUCAGGAUCAGGACUUUUCCCAUAGUGCUAGCUGGGGUUGUCUCUAUGCUUCCCACUGUGUUAUCAGUCAUAACUUCAUGCCUUGACUUCAAUGGUAAUGAGCAAAUUCAAAUACAAAGGAAGUUGAAUGAAGAGGAGCCUACCCUGGAUCCUGAUUUGUACAGAUCUCAACUGUUUUCCCAUAAGGGAACAUGCCCCUCUUGUACACAAGAAUCCACCAUGAUCUCCAUUGGAAGGAUGAGAGAUGAUCACUCUCUCAUAUGCCAAGAUCAUCCAAAACCACACAGUCUUGCCAGCAAGUAUUACUCCAGGAACAGGUGUAAACAACUCAGAGGAUUGGCAAAGCUAGAGGUUACACACACACACCUUUAAUAAUCUAAAUUGGUUGAUGUGCUGAUUUCACUGUGCAUAUAUACACUAGGUAUAGCCCUUGUCUGAAGACAGUCUUUAGCCACAGGGAGCCCUUCUUCUUAGGGAAGAAAGAACCCAACCCUCAGAGAGCCCCCAUUUGGAAGAGGGGCCUAUCCUUACCUUAAGGGAAGUUCUAUCUGUUAGGAAGCUGAACCUUUAGGAGGGUUCCAGUAUAGGGCAGGAUGCAUCAACAAUAGACCAAAAGUCAAGACAAGACAAGAAAGAACUGGGUUAUUGUUAGAUUGAGGCACAGGAACUGGCAACAGUCUAAGAGAAAGUUAUAUAGAUGGUGAUAUAGUAGGAAAAAUAAUCCUUAACCAUUGCCAUUUCUUCUGUACUACCUCAGACCCAACUGAGAGGAGAAGCAGGUGGGAAAGAACAAUCCAACCCUGGCUGCCAUUCCUAUGCUGCACACAAAUUACUGUAACAUUUGUUGGUUCAUUCUGCUAUUAAAUCACAUAACUAUU
Monodelphis domestica (gray short-tailed opossum) is the source of this 9598-nucleotide messenger RNA. RefSeq names its product chromosome 5 C2orf81 homolog (gene C5H2orf81). The record is from RefSeq and is a predicted model, not a curated record. Lineage: Eukaryota; Metazoa; Chordata; Mammalia; Didelphimorphia; Didelphidae.